AUUGGCCCAAUGUGGAGGUAGUGACCAGUGUUGUGAGAGUUCCUCAGUGGAAUGUGUAUAGGUCAUGUUGUCAGGACAGUUUUAUUCAGGGAGAAAAGGUAUCCUCUACAAUUAAGGGUUAGUUAACCCUUCAUAAUUAAUUAAUUAACCCAUAAUAAACCUUAAGGGUUUUGGGACUGGCAUUUCAGUGGGCAUUUUUUUUUUAUUUGAUUUUUGUUGCCCUUGGCCAGUGUCCCUCCUACAUAAAAAAAAAAUAAUAAUAAUAAUAAUGUUGUAUAGUUCUAGGCGUACAGUUUUUGUGACAGACACUCGUCUUCUGGGUGAAAUAUGACUUUUUAUAAUUGAGAUAGUUCUUUCUCUGAUGCAUAAAAAGUAACCUAAACCUAACUUAGAUUGGCUGAGUUAGGUCAGGUUUUGUUAGGCCAGAGAUUCCCAAACUUUACCUUAUCAAGGACCCCCAACAUUCAUUGUCUUGUGAACCCUGUACGGCCAAACUGAGGACCCCAGUAGUCUGUUGACUUCAGCUUAGGAACCUCUGUGUUAGGUUAGAGUAGGUUUAAGUUAAUUUUUAAAAUUUUUAUUAUUUUAUUUAUUCAUUUAUCUUUUUUUAGAGAGAGAAAGUCUCCAUUGAAAAAAAGCAUCAAACUUUACACAGAAAAGAGUGUGUUUGUCUCAGAAACUGCAGGUAUGCCUAGGAUUGGACAACAAUUAACUGAGUUCUUAGAAGGAAGAACAACCAAUGACAAACAGAAUGUUCAAAAACAGAAAUCAAGAUCUUACAAAAGUCUGAAUAAAACUUACAAUAUUAAACUUUAAUUAUGAAAAAAGAUACAAUUGUGGUGAUACAGUCAUGUCCCAUGUCAGGCCCCUUCCUUUCCUUGCCUUCCUCUGCCUGACUCAGCCUCCUCUGACUGGCGGUCUCUUCCAUUCCCCAUGUCAGGCCCCUUCCUCCACCUGACUCAGCCUCCUCUGACUGGCUGUCUCUUCCACUCCCCAUGUCAGGCCCCUCUUUUUCCUCGCCUUCCUCCACCUGACUCAGCCUCCUCUGACUGGCGAUCUCUUCCACUCCCCAUGUCAGGCCCCUCCCUUUCCUCACAUUCUUCCGCCUGACUCAGCCUCCUCUGACCGGCUGUCUCUUCCACUCCCUGCAUCAGGCCCCUUCCUUUCCUCGCGUUCCUCUGCCUGACUCGGCCUUCUCUGACUGGCUGUCUCUUCCACUCACCACAUCAGGUCCCUCCCUUUCCUCACCUUCCUCCGCCUGACUCGGCCUCCUCUGACUGGCUGUCUCUUCCACUCGGGCUCCUUUUUAUCGUUGGCUUUGUCUUCCCUUCUCCUCUUCACCAGUACACCUAUCCUAAAUCCUCCUCCACCUCGUCGUGGAAAAAUUACGUAUAACGGAAAAACUACUGAGAAUUGCCCCCCAAGACAAACAGCGCAACACAGCUCAGAGGCAGUGCACGUGACGCGGUAACUCUGUACCGUUGUGUACUGAGUCGUGCACAGCAGUGUUGUGUGAUGCCCAAAAAAUGAAGACGUCUUGUGGUCAAAAUUCAAACAGUUUCAGAGCACCCCAACUUGAACCCUUGUUCCACCUAAACCUCCACCACCCAGGCAAGCACAGUGUAACUAAAGCACUUCCUUUAUCAGCGUGGCAUUAUGUUUGCAAUAAACAGUGGUAAAUAAGCUACAGUAUUAGUAAUGGUUGGCACAUGGCAGUGAUGGCACAACAAAUAAAGUUUGCAUGACUUACCUUGACCCUUCACUCUUGUACAGCUUCAGGGCACCAGGUCACCAAUCAACACACUCAUGAGCUGCCUUAACACUCACUAAGGAAAACACAGCACCAACACACUCAUGAGCUGCCUCAACACUCUCAUUAAGGAAAACACAGCACCAACACACUCAUGAGCUGCCUCAACACUCUCAUUAAGGAAAACACAGCACCAACACACUCAUGAGCUGCCUUAACACUCACUAAGGAAAACACAGCACCAACACACUCAUGAGCUGCUUUAACACUCACUAAGGAAAACACAGCACCAACACACUCAUGAGCUGCCUCAACACUCUCAUUAAGGAAAACACAGCACCAACACACUCAUGAGCUGGCUUAACACUUUAUAUGAAGAAAGCACCACCACCUCAGUCAGGCUGAGUUGGGCACUGUGGCACCAGCUUUUCCCUCGUCGUCACUCCCAAAACACCAGUCACAAUUUGGCACCAGUCAUCCUCUGGCACAGCUGAGAGCCUUUCAGUUUGUGGGUUCUCCACUUGCAGUGGGACAGGUGUCCAUGCCGGGUGGUCUUCUGGGCUCUGACGUGGCUCCCUCUGGCCGGCUUCCACAAGGGUUCCUGCAGGACUGGCCGUGGUGUGUGGUGCUGACAGCAGUACUACAGUGGAGGGGUAAGGUCGGGCAGCAGCAUGAGUGAGCAGCAGCAGCAGCAGCAGCAGUCUGCUUCAGAUGUAGGGAGGCGCAGGCGUGGUGGCAAGAAUAACCUGGAGGCAGGCAGCUCUGUCCACACAGGAGAGAGCAAGUUUGGGUGUCAGCAGUGUGAUAAAACUUUUAGAUCCAAACAAGGGCUUAGGCAACACACCCUGACACAUAGUAGUGUUAGAAAUUAUGAGUGUCUUCAAUGUGGGAAGAAAUUUGCCCAACAGUCUCACCUCACCACACACACCCUGACACACAGUGGUGUUAAAAAUUAUGAGUGUUUGGAAUGUGGAAAGAAAUUUACCACAAAAUGUAAACUCACCACACACACCCUGACACACAGUGGUGUUAGAAAUUAUGAGUGUCUUCAAUGUGGAAAGAAAUUUGCCCAACAGUCUCACCUCACCACACACACCCUGACACACAGUGGUAUUAAAAAUUAUAAGUGUGUGGAAUGUGGAAAGAAAUUUAUCCAGCAGUCUCACCUCACCGCACACACCCUGACACACAGAGGUGUUAAAAAUUAUGAGUGUCUUCAAUGUGGGAAGAAAUUUGCCACAAAGUAUAAUCUCACCACACACACCCUGACACACAGUGGUGUUAGAAAUUAUGAGUGUCUGGAAUGUGGAAAGAAAUUUAUCCAACAGUCUCACCUCACCACACACACCCUGACACACAGUGGUGUUAGAAAUUAUGAGUGUUUGGAAUGUGGAAAGAAAUUUAUUACAAAGUCUGACCUCAGUAGACACACCCUGAUACACAGUGGUGUUAGAAAUUAUAAGUGUGAGGAGUGUGGCAAAAGAUUUCUUACCCAUUCUGAGCUCAAUAGACACGCCUUCAGACACACUGGUUUGAGGGAGUUCAAGUGUGAUGUUUGUGGGAAGUGUUUCAAGACAAAGGGUGACAUUGUCGUACACAUGAGAAUCCACUUUUGAGGUGGUGUGUUGUUGUGUGGACCAGUGGGGUCACACCCAUGCCUGUGGGAGUUUGUGUUGGUGGUGGCGGUGGUAGUAGUGGGUGGUGUGUUAUGCGUGUGCCGGCAGCUGUGCCCUUGUGUGCUGUGAGGGAGUAAUCAUGUGUCUGUGACUAAUUUUUGUGAGUUGUUUCUUUUCAACUUUGUAUUUAAGGUAAAGACUAACUUAAAAGUUUUGUUAAUGAUGUGUGGUGUUGUGUAGACUGUAAGUGAAGAAAUUAAUAUAUUGUAACCACCCUC
Scylla paramamosain (green mud crab) is the source of this 3644-nucleotide messenger RNA. RefSeq names its product zinc finger protein 12-like. Lineage: Eukaryota; Metazoa; Arthropoda; Malacostraca; Decapoda; Portunidae. The coding region runs from base 2422 to 3366 and encodes 314 amino acids. Gene Ontology annotation, molecular function: DNA-binding transcription factor activity, RNA polymerase II-specific; RNA polymerase II cis-regulatory region sequence-specific DNA binding. Gene Ontology annotation, biological process: regulation of transcription by RNA polymerase II. Gene Ontology annotation, cellular component: nucleus. The transcript is spliced from 2 exons. The record is from RefSeq and is a predicted model, not a curated record.